This is a messenger RNA of Oncorhynchus masou masou (cherry salmon), 2523 nucleotides long. Its product is annotated as guanine nucleotide-binding protein G(i) subunit alpha-1. Gene Ontology annotation, cellular component: heterotrimeric G-protein complex. The coding region runs from base 436 to 1500 and encodes 354 amino acids. Lineage: Eukaryota; Metazoa; Chordata; Actinopteri; Salmoniformes; Salmonidae. Gene Ontology annotation, biological process: adenylate cyclase-modulating G protein-coupled receptor signaling pathway. The transcript is spliced from 9 exons. Gene Ontology annotation, molecular function: G-protein beta/gamma-subunit complex binding; G protein-coupled serotonin receptor binding; GTPase activity. The record is from RefSeq and is a predicted model, not a curated record.
GUAUUAGGUCAAAGACCACAAUAUAUUGACUCAAGGUCAGUCUGGUAUUUUGACAGAAAAAAACAACAGGAAGUAUUCGUGUAGCCAGCUGGUGGUAAUUGUAGUUGAAUGAGCAGAGCUCACUGUGGCAGUGAAGGACGGACGCCCUGACAGAGAAAUUCGCGGUGGAACUGUUUUCAAUUAAAACUAUUUAUGCCACGACGAGAGAAUUAGCUUACACUGACUGAAAGUAUAGGAAUAUAGUGGACUGGAGAAGCACACUCCUGGUCCUUGAAAAAAUAUUUAAUAAAAGUGUAAAUCCAAGCGACCCGAUAGCUUUCACACAAGGGCGUGUGUGGGUCUCGGGAGCACUGGGUCGCGUUUUAUCCCUUGCAUGUUGUUACUGUAUAUAUUUGAUAUUUUUGCAUCACUUGGGUCCGGAGGAUUUGCUUGAGGAUGGGGUGUACCCUGAGCACGGACGAUAAAGCGGCGGUGGAGCGCAGUAAAAUGAUCGACAGGAAUUUGCGGGACGACGGGGAGAAAGCCGCAAGAGAGGUCAAGCUACUGCUCCUCGGUGCUGGUGAGUCGGGGAAGAGCACAAUAGUCAAGCAGAUGAAGAUCAUCCACGAGGCAGGCUACUCGGAGGAGGAGUGUAAACAGUACAGGGCUGUGGUCUACAGCAACACCAUCCAGUCCAUCAUCGCUGUCAUCAGAGCCAUGGGACGACUCAAGAUCGACUUUGGAGACGCCGCCAGAGCCGAUGAUGCGAGACAGCUGUUUGUGCUGGCGGGGUCGGCAGAGGAAGGCUUCAUGACGGCGGAGCUGGCCGGGGUCAUCAAACGCCUGUGGAAGGACGGAGGGGUACAGGCCUGCUUCAGCCGCUCACGAGAGUACCAGCUCAACGACUCUGCAGCAUAUUACUUAAACGAUUUGGACAGGAUAUCCCAAGCCACCUAUAUCCCGACCCAGCAGGAUGUCCUGAGGACUAGAGUCAAAACCACAGGCAUUGUGGAGACACAUUUCACCUUCAAGGACCUCCACUUCAAGAUGUUUGAUGUUGGAGGUCAGAGGUCCGAGAGGAAGAAGUGGAUCCACUGCUUCGAGGGUGUCACUGCCAUCAUCUUCUGUGUGGCGCUCAGCGACUAUGACCUGGUGCUGGCUGAGGAUGAGGAGAUGAACCGGAUGCACGAGAGCAUGAAGCUGUUUGACUCCAUCUGCAAUAACAAGUGGUUCACAGACACCUCCAUCAUCCUCUUCCUUAACAAGAAAGACCUGUUUGAGGAGAAGAUCAAGAAGAGUCCUCUAACUAUCUGUUACCCAGAAUACGCAGGCUCCAACACAUACGAGGAAGCUGCGGCCUACAUCCAGUGUCAGUUUGAGGACCUGAACAAGAGGAAGGACACCAAGGAGAUCUACACUCACUUCACCUGCGCCACCGACACCAAGAACGUGCAGUUUGUCUUCGACGCCGUCACUGACGUCAUCAUCAAGAACAACCUGAAGGACUGUGGACUCUUCUAAGACCUGGAUUUAAUCGAUGGAAGUUUUCUGGCGGUGAAAAGCCAGCAUAAUGUGCAUUUUCGGGGAGAAGAUCAGGAGAAUCUGAGUGGGGAGAAUCAAUUAUGGACCAUUGCUGUACUGUACUUUAAAUGGAUUUAUUUAUGUUUUUAUCUUGGAACAUUUUGAAUUUGUGUUUAAACAUUUGUGUUUGUUUGUCAUUGUAAAAUCAUUUUCACACUUCUUUUUUGGAAGAAGCUUGUUUUAUUUAGUUUGUUCCUUUUUUAUGCCCUCUGGAAAAGGAAGCUUGUUUUAUUUAGUUUGUUCCUUUUUUAUGCCCUCUGGAAAAGGAAGCUUGUUUUAUUUAGUUUGUUCCUUUUUUAUGCCCUCUGGAAAAGGAAGCUUGCCUUUUGGUGGAAAUAUUCCUUUUCUCCCUCCCCAAUUGUUAGGGGAAAAGGAUUUGAUUUGAGCUCAGUUUGUUGGUACUGUGCCUUUGCAUGUCCUUUUCUCUGCGGUCACUGACCAAAUUGCUAGUUUUUUGCCUGCUAAAAUUGUUCCAACAUAAAAGGUUGAACGUUUCCUUAGGGAUAUUCACAAUCUUUUGUGCACAUUCCCAACCAAUUUAGUGGCGGAAUUCCCCGUGGUCCAAAGGUGUGUUUGUGUGCGUCUCGAUGGUGACCAACGCAGCUCCGCCCACAGGCUGUCCCAUACUGACAAAGGGAUGUGGUUUUUAACAGUACACCAUAUCAAAUGUGUAUCCAAUAUGAACCCGAGCUAGGUCAGGGAGCUUACGUUAUGCUGUGGAAUUAAAGAACAGCUAAACCGGAGAAUAUUUUACUGUAUAUUUUAAGAUUUCUCUAAGGAGAUUUCGGGGACUUGGUCCCUGCGAUCACUGCAGAAUCACAAUUGUAAAGCAAAGUAAAAAUGGAUGGGGAACAAACACAUGGUUAUGGUCUGUAACAAGCCACUGUUUGUGUGUUCUCCAACAGACGGGGAGCCUUUAUACACUCAUUCCCUUAUUUUGCUAAUAAAACCCUUUACAAACCA